Messenger RNA from Paraglomus brasilianum, 461 nucleotides. NCBI's taxonomy places the organism in Eukaryota, Fungi, Glomeromycota, Glomeromycetes, Paraglomerales, Paraglomeraceae. The record is from the annotation of a GenBank genome assembly.
CCAAACAUAAGACUAGUUGUAUCGUUCAGUCCAAUCCGCCUGAUGACCAGUCUCAUAUACCACAGAGUGACUGCCGUAACCCAGACAUCCACGUGCCCCUUUUUAACAUGAUCAGAUUUGAAGAACUUUCGUUCCGUAAACGCCGUGGUACUUUGAAAGCCAUAGAAAAAGCAGCUAUCUUGUCAUUAAGGCUGUCUGUGUUCGAUCACGAAGCGAUUAGAGCAAUAUAUAGACGUUCUUCGAUGUCUACACCAUUGAUAUUUACAUUGAGCCAUUCUUCCGUCUUUGCACAGCUUCCAAUCCACUCAUUACUAUGUUUCCAUAAUAGGAUUCUCAAGAAUGAAGUCACAAGGACUGCAGUGGUCGAGCUGUCCCUUGUAUCUGAAGUCCACGUAUUUGUCAACGCGCUUGCCUUCGACAUGGCCAUCCGCGCAAUGCUUGACAAAGUCUUUCAAUUCUAG